Messenger RNA from Setaria italica (foxtail millet), 965 nucleotides. Its product is annotated as probable WRKY transcription factor 56. Gene Ontology annotation, biological process: regulation of DNA-templated transcription. NCBI's taxonomy places the organism in Eukaryota, Viridiplantae, Streptophyta, Magnoliopsida, Poales, Poaceae. The record is from RefSeq and is a predicted model, not a curated record. Gene Ontology annotation, molecular function: DNA-binding transcription factor activity; sequence-specific DNA binding. Bases 42 to 746 code for a protein of 234 amino acids. The transcript has 2 exons.
GGCGCUGUGCGCGCCACGACACGCCGCGUAGUACCAAGUCGAUGGAAAACCCACUGCAUGGCAGCGGCCAGCAACCGAGCCCACAGCUGCCUGGGUACCUCGCCUCGCCGGUUGCCGCCGCGCCACAACAGGCGUGCACCAAUCCGAUUGCUCCGGGCCUCGGGGCGAUGAGCUGCCCACCGCCGGCGGCCGCGGUGGACUGGGCGUCGCUGCUUCUCCCGUGCGCGCCGGGGUCGUUGCACGUUGGGACGACGAUGCCGCAGCAGGCGGUGGCGGGCGCGGGCGCGGGCGCGGGUGAGGUUGAGAGCGGCGGCGGCGGCGCUGUGGUGGUGGCUGGGGGUUGUGGGGGUAGCAGUAGUAGCACGUCUGGAGAUGGCGACAAGGCAACGAGAGCUGGUGGUGGGAAGGGCGGCGGGAGGGGGAGGAAGAAGGCAAGCCAGCCGCGGUUCGCGUUCCAGACGCGGAGCGAGAACGACAUCCUCGACGACGGCUACCGGUGGAGGAAGUACGGCCAGAAGGCCGUCAAGAACAGCGCGUAUCCCAGGAGCUACUACCGGUGCACGCACCACACGUGCAACGUGAAGAAGCAGGUGCAGCGGCUGGCCAAGGACACGGGCAUCGUGGUGACCACGUACGAGGGCGUGCACAACCACCCGUGCGAGAAGCUCAUGGAAGCUCUCAGCCCCAUCCUCAAGCAGCUCCAGCUCCUCUCGCAGCUCCAGUGCAGCACUAAUCAGCUCAUCUGAGCACUGUUGUAACGAUCUAUACAUCUGACACUCACAGCAUGCAUGGUCAGCGUGAGCUAAUGCAAAUUUAAUUACUGUCCAAAGUGUACAAAUUAAACACACUGUCUAGAACGGGAAGAGAAGGAAAAUGGCUGUCCUACCUCCCAAAUACACAGUUGCUGUUGAUCUUAUAUAUUGGUACGGUGUUGUGUACUCAUCACAACCGGUUUUAAAACAAAA